This is a messenger RNA of Histoplasma mississippiense, 1917 nucleotides long. RefSeq lists its product as hypothetical. The record is from RefSeq and is a predicted model, not a curated record. Gene Ontology annotation, cellular component: nucleolus. Bases 1 to 1917 code for a protein of 638 amino acids. NCBI's taxonomy places the organism in Eukaryota, Fungi, Ascomycota, Eurotiomycetes, Onygenales, Ajellomycetaceae. The transcript has 3 exons. Gene Ontology annotation, molecular function: nucleic acid binding; ATP binding.
AUGGGCUUCUCCCGUAUGACCCCAGUCCAGGCGUCGACAAUUCCUCUGUUCAUGGCGCAUAAAGAUGUCGUCGUCGAAGCUGUGACUGGUAGCGGGAAGACACUAGCCUUUUUGAUUCCCGUUGUGGAAAGGCUUUUACGGCUCGAAUCGCCAAUUAAAAAGCACCAUAUCGGAGCAAUUCUCAUCUCGCCCACAAGAGAAUUGGCCACUCAAAUCUACAAUGUCCUGCUCUCUCUGCUAGCCUUCCACGGCCCUUCCGCGGCGCGACUACAGCGCACAGAAAACAACAGCGGCGAAGUAGACGAGUCUAACCCUGCCUCAUCGUACCCACCGUCUACGUUGAAAAUAGUCCCGCAACUCCUUCUAGGAGGCACUACAACCCCCACGCAAGAUCUAAGUGCAUUCCUAAAGCAAUCGCCUAACGUUCUUGUUUCAACGCCCGGCCGCCUUCUCGAGCUUCUAUCUUCACCCCAUGCCCAUUGCUCCCAAUCAUCAUUCGAGGUCCUUGUCCUCGAUGAGGCUGAUAGACUCUUGGAUUUGGGUUUCAAGGAAGACCUCCAAAAGAUUCUCCAGCGAUUGCCCAAGCAACGGCGAACAGGUCUUUUCAGUGCUAGUGUAAGUGAGGCUGUCGACCAGAUCAUCCGUGUCGGUUUACGGAACCCGGUCAAAAUUGCAGUCAAAGUAAAAGGGGCUGGCCUGGAGGACAAGCGAACUCCAGCUAGUCUCCAAAUGACGUACCUCCUCACACCGCCCACCCACAAACUUCCCGCUGUGAAAUAUAUCGUCUCAACCCUCUCACCCACCCCACAAAGAUCAAUCCUCUACUUCUCCACCUGCGCCGCAGUAGACUACUACCAGCACAUCCUUCCUUGCAUCCUACCAGAUCGAUUCACCACAAUCCCCCUACACGGCAAACAUCCGCCACAAGUCCGGCAGAAGAACUUCACCCGCUUCGUCAACUCCGUCACCUCCUCCAUCCUCCUAACCACUGACGUGGCCGCCCGCGGCCUCGACAUCCCAGCUGUAGAUCUAGUAAUCCAAAUCGAUCCCCCGACGGAUCCGAAAGCGUUUCUCCACCGCUGUGGGCGAGCAGGCCGCGCCGGCCGCCGUGGUCUCAGCGUCAUUUUCCUCCACCCAGGCCGAGAAGAAGAUUACAUCGCCUUUCUCAACGUGCGCAAGACACCCGUGACGGAAUUCCAAUCCACCUCCACAUCUACACCCUCGCAAUUAUACUCAUCGUCACACUUCUCCGCCUCCUCACCAAAAAACCCACAAACCUUCCACCCAAUCCAAAUCACCACCGCCGACGCCACAUCCACGACCGAAAAAAUCCGCGCCCUCGUUCUCCGCGACCGCGCCAUACACGAUAAAGCACAACGCGCCUUCGUCAGCUGGCUACGCAGCUACAGCAAGCACCAGGCCAGCAGCAUAUUCCGCGUCGCGGACCUGGACUGGGAAGAACUGGGGCGGGCAUGGGGUUUGCUGCGGCUACCUACGAUGCCAGAACUGAAGGGCUUCACGGGCGAUAGGAAUUUGGGCGUCAGCGGGGUCGAUUGGGAUAAUUAUGCGUAUAAGGAUAGACAGAGGGAGAAGCAUCGGCGGAUGGAGAUGGAGGGUCGGAGUAGCAGCAAUGUUAAUAAUAAUGGUGAUGCUACUGGUAGUGAUAAGGGGCCAUUGAAGAGGCCGGCGACCAGCGAAUCGAUCCCGUGGAGUCAGAAUCUGGAGAGGAAGAGUGAGAAGGAGCGGAGACGGGAGCGGAAGAAAAUUAGGAGAUAUCAUGAACAGUGGAAAAAGAUGACGGAGGAAGAGAAGGAGAGGGUACGAGAGACUGAGCAAAUGGUGAAUGCAGUUCGGAAAGCUGUACAGGAACAGGAUCAAACCGUCACUCGGGAAGAGGAGUUCGAGGGGUUUGAUUAG